This is a messenger RNA of Mercurialis annua (annual mercury), 1369 nucleotides long. Its product is annotated as uridylate kinase PUMPKIN, chloroplastic. Gene Ontology annotation, cellular component: cytoplasm. Gene Ontology annotation, biological process: UDP biosynthetic process. Gene Ontology annotation, molecular function: UMP kinase activity. The transcript has 7 exons. Lineage: Eukaryota; Viridiplantae; Streptophyta; Magnoliopsida; Malpighiales; Euphorbiaceae. The coding region runs from base 110 to 1084 and encodes 324 amino acids. The record is from RefSeq and is a predicted model, not a curated record.
CAAAAAAUAUAAAAAAAAAAGCGGAGAAAGAAGAAGACUUAUCCGUUGGAAGCAGAAACGUAAACAGAAAAAUUGAAAGGCAAAGCGCGGCGUUGGGUGGCGCUACGUUAUGGCAAUUUCCACUUCAUUGAACACUCUCAAUGCUAUCUCUGCUUCUUCUUCUUCUUCUUUGUUUCCUUUUAAAAUUCAGCAACGCCCUUUCAUAAGGACUCAUAACACCUCCAAUGGGCGGCUGAUGAUUCACUGCUGCUCUGACAUGACCCCAAUCUCAGAACCCAUGAGUGCCAGCAGGCAGGGCCAGAUGACAUCUGUUGCUACCCUCGGAAUGAAUCAAUCUGGCUUAUCUAGACCAUCUAUUAAAUGGCAAAGGGUAUUGCUUAAAGUUAGUGGAGAAGCACUUGCAGGAGAUCAUGCACAAAAUAUUGAUCCGAAGGUUACAAUGGAAAUUGCAAGGGAGGUUGCAUCUGUGGCCCGUCUAGGAGUUGAGGUGGCUAUUGUGGUUGGCGGGGGAAAUAUCUUCCGGGGAUCCUCUUGGGCAGGAAGUAGUGGCCUUGAUCGUUCAUCUGCUGACUACAUUGGGAUGCUGGCAACAGUUAUGAAUGCCAUAUUUCUUCAAGCAACGAUGGAGAGCAUUGGCAUCCCAACUAGGGUUCAGACUGCAUUUCGUAUGUCAGAGGUUGCAGAGCCGUAUAUACGCCGAAGGGCUGUAAGGCAUUUAGAGAAAGGAAGAGUUGUGAUUUUCGCAGCUGGAACUGGGAAUCCUUUCUUUACCACUGAUACUGCUGCAGCCCUACGUUGUGCAGAAAUUAAUGCAGAGGUUGUUUUGAAAGCUACAAAUGUCGAUGGGGUCUAUGAUGAUGAUCCUAGGCGUAACCCAAAUGCUCGUCUUCUUGAAACUCUAACUUACCAUGAAGUGACAUCAAAGGAUCUUUCAGUGAUGGACAUGACGGCCAUUACCUUGUGCCAAGAAAAUGAUAUCCCUGUUGUUGUCUUUAAUCUAUCAAAACCUGGUAAUAUCUCAAAAGCAAUUCUGGGAGAAAGAGUUGGCACAUUGAUUGGAGGGACAACCGUGGCAAGGACAUGAUGUUAAAUUACUGCGAUUUGCUUGGUGGCUUCUAUUCGUACCAGUAUAGCAGUCGACAGAUUCAAGGUUAUUCAAUUGCUUGAUAUCAACAGCGUCAUCACUAGAUGCAUCCUGGUGUCUGAAUUUGGAAUUUGGAGAUAUAAGAAUCUAGGUCGAUGCCCGCACGCCGCACUGACGAAAUUAAAUAUUUGUAAAAUUUGAGAAUUUUGAACUAUUUAAUAUUACCUUGAAAGUUUAGUUAAAUAUGAUAGUUUAAAAGCAAUUUAAAGUAGGUAAUUGAUAUAA